Molecule: messenger RNA, 1293 nt
Organism: Dalotia coriaria
Lineage: Eukaryota; Metazoa; Arthropoda; Insecta; Coleoptera; Staphylinidae
Exons: 6
Coding region: 40-1134 (364 amino acids)
Cellular component (GO): cytoplasm
Molecular function (GO): zinc ion binding; hydrolase activity
Source: RefSeq, a predicted model, not a curated record
AAAUCUUUUCACCUAUAUAUAUUAACCCAAAUUGAGUUAAUGAAUAGUGAGUAUCUAGAUCAUACUGCAACGUCGAUCCCAAUCAUCAUGAGCUCACCAAAACGUCAGAAAACCGACCCCAAAGAUCAAGUUAGUCAACCAGAAACAGGUGCACGAAAGGGCUACAUAAGUUGGGAUCAACACUUCAUGGAGGUAGCAGAGUCAGCCGCACGACGUAGCAAGGAUCCAGUGACCCAAGUGGGCGCAUGCAUUGUCAACUCGGAUAUGCAAAUCGUGGGAGUGGGAUACAAUAGCAUGCCAUACACGGCAGAUGGGCGCAAUGAUGACAAGUUUACUUGGCAAAAAAAAGUCAAAAAGGGCUACGUUUGUCAUGCUGAAUUAAAUGCAAUUGUGAAGAAGGAGCCCAGAAGUGUCAACAAUUGCACAAUCUAUGUCACCUUGUUUCCUUGUAACCACUGCGCACAACUUAUCAUUCAAUCAGGCAUCACUAAAGUAAUUUAUUUGGAUGAUAAACAUGCUAAUAAACCUGAUACAAUAUGUUCCAAAGAAAUGUUAGAUGCGGCUGGCAUUCCGUAUUCUCAUUUCAAGAGUCAACAAAUUUAUGAUAACAUUAAUAAUUUUUGCAAUUUUAAAUCUUUUCACCUAUAUAUAUUAACCCAAAUUGAGUUAAUGAGUAGUGAGUAUCUAGAUCAUACUGCAACGUCGAUCCCAAUCAUCAUGAGCUCACAUGAACCAGAAACUGGUGCACGAAAGGACUGCAUAAGUUGGGAUGAACACUUCAUGGAGGUAGCGGAGUUAGCCGCACGACGUAGCAAGGAUCUCAGCACCCAAGUGGGUGCAUGUAUUGUCAACUCGGAUAUGCAAAUCGUGGGAGUGGGAUACAGGUUUACUUGGGGUGAAGGGAUGUACGUUUGCCAUGCUGAAUUGAAUGCAAUUGUGAAGAAGGAGCCCAGAAGUGUCAACAAUUGCACAAUCUAUGUCACCUCGUUUCCUUGUAACAAAUGCACACAACUUAUCAUACAAUCAGGCAUCACUAAAGUAAUUUAUUUGCAUGAUAAUUUUGGAACAGUGAGUUCCAAAAAAAUGUUAGAUGCGGCUAACAUUCCGUAUAAUUUAUUCAAAAAUAAACAUUAAUGCAUAUACUAUAAAUAUUAAUGUUUAAAAAAGGUAUUUGGGAAAUUCAAUUUCGGAAAUAUGUAGAACAGAAAUAAAAAUAAAACUUCAAUUGUUAAAAAUUAUACAAAAAUCAAUGUGUCUGUAACUUUCAAAUAAAAAUCUCUAAAAACAUUAGAA